AACAUCGGAGACCGCGAUCUGGCAAGUUUGCGCUGUGCGUUCUCCUAGUUCAGACCAGACCCUGCUGGCAGGAGUCAGAAACAUGAAAUUCGCCACUUCUUUAGUUCUCAUUGUUUGCUGUUGGUCAUUCGGCCAGGGCCAGCUUCCCACCAAGAACACAUUUUUCUCCGGUGGGAAAUCUACUCCACCUGGUGGAAUGACAUUUCCUUCUGGUGGAAUGACCCAGCCUAGCGGACGAACUGCUCCCCCUAGUGGAAUGACUUUUCCAUCUGGCGGAAUGACGCGUCCUAGCGGACGAACUCCUCCACCUAGUGGAAUGACUUUUCCAUCUGGCGGAAUGACGCGUCCUAGCGGACGAACUCCUCCACCUAGUGGAAUGACUUUUCCAUCUGGCGGAAUGACGCGUCCUAGCGGACUAACUCCUCCACCUAGUGGAAUGAGUUUUCCAUCUGGCGGAAUGACGCGUCCUAGUGGACAAACUCCUCCACCUGGUGGGAUGACAUUUCCGUCUGGCGGAAUAACGCGUCCUAGUGGUCUGCCUGGAGGAAUAACGUUUCCGCCCAUAAUGAAGAUAGACUUUCAGUGCCCUAAGGAGUGCAUGACUUGUCAAAAGCUAAAGAACCCGUUAGAAAAGCCCUGCACAGCUGUGGAUGACUACGGAAAUACAAAAGCAGAUUUUGAGAAAACACUGACCGCUAAACAGAAAGAGGUUUUCCAAGAAAUCAAGGAUUUAGGCACGUUCGAAGCAAACUUGGAAUCUCGUACAUGCGGUGGUAUGGUGCGACACAUCGAAAAAUAUGGAAGUAUGAGCAGGACAGAUAAGGAUAAUCUGAAGAAUUUCCUUAAAGACCCGAGCUCUGUCAGUGCCCUUAACAUGAAAAAGUUCCCCAAAGAGGUCUUCUCCUCGCUGAAAGAGGACAAUAGCACGUUCGUGUUUCAAAACAUGGAUAAAAAACAGAAAGUGGUACUCUGCGAGGGCCUGCUGCUCACAGAUUGCUUGACCAGAAUGCAAAUCGUCAAAAAGAUCGACUGCGGACGCGCACUAGUCGAGGGUGGUAAAACUAUAAAAGCCACUGAGGCCAAGAUCAUGAUGGAUGUGCGAAGCUGUGGGAAAUGGGACAGAGAAAAAUGGAAUCUAACCCUGCAAAACUUUCCGGAAAUCCUGCAAGCUGACUGUCUGAAAGCCGCCCCCACCGACCUUCUAUUGGAGAACAUGGACGUAAUGAGCGGGAAAUGCAGUGAUUUCAAUAAACGUGACAUUGAGGUGUUCGCCAACAUCACUAGUGCGAAAAUCAAGGAGAAGAAGACCAGCGGUCAGAUGCAACAGAAAGAAAAGGAUGACUGGGUCAAACUCUUAUCUAAAUGUGGUGCGGAUCCCUCAUAUUUCAAGGAUAUUCUUGAUCCUAAAGAGACUUUAAGAACUGCUGAUCUAAGCAAAGCAUCAAAGACAGAGAGAAGCAAGUUUCUAGAGGAUGCCCUGAAAACCGUACAGCCAUCCGAAUUUUCCAAGGACGAGAUCGUAAAUGCUGUUGGGGCAUUGGCCAAUGACAGGAAGGUGUUACGUCAGAUGAACGCCUCUGCCAUUGAAGGAGCCGCUUGUGACGUCUGCAGUAACGCAGCUAACAUCGACAAGUCUGAUAUGAGAAAAUUUGCAGAGGUUGUGAUGGAGCAGCCGUCUUUCAAUGACCCCUCCUCCUUUGACCAAUCCACGUUUGCCUGUAUGGGAUGUAUGAUGUCCUACAUGAAGAAAAGUUCUUUUGAGAGCAUCCCUGAUUCUGCACUGCAGUCCGCCAUUACUUCCGGUGACGUGAAGGAGAUGAAGAUGUCAUCAAAAAGAAUGGGAAAGAAAGUUUUGACCAACGCCAAAACAGCGUUUGGAAAACCCAAUGGAGACUUCUCUGACGCCGAUCUGAAGAAAAUGAAGGGUGCUUUGGGGUCCUUUGAACCGGAAGACAUUGACAAGAUCCCUGAUGGCUCCUUCACUGUUGACGUCCUGAAGGAUUUUGAAGAGGCAUUCUCCUCCGAUGACAACCCAAAGAAGUCUCUGAAAGCCAAACUCGUUGACAAAGUAAAGAAGCAGGCUGGCGGCAUUGCAAAGUUGAUUGAGAAUGGUCUGGGUAAGGAACUGUCACCUGCAGAUCUCGAUGACGCCCCACUCUCUAGCUUCCCGGAUCUCCUUGGCGAGAACGGCGAGAGCACAAUCAAAUGCAACCGGAAGCAGGCCCGUGUUUACAUGAAGAAAGUGAAGAACGCCUUGGGCGAUGUCAAUGGUACGGAUUCUAACUUCACGCUGGCGAGGUUAUCCAACAUGAAGCCGUUCCUGAAUGGACUGGAGGACAAAGAUCUGAAAAAGAUAGAACAGGACGCGGAGUACUCGGACAAACUGCACACCAUCGCCAAGGCUCCGGACAUGUCACGUGAACAGAUGAAGACCCUGACAGACAUGUACAAAACGUACUCCAAAAUCGACUCCACAGAUGAGGCCACCUUCUCUGGUGCUGUUGACAGCAGCACAGUAGACACCAUGGCUCCACAAAUUCUCGCUAUGUUGAGUAAAUCCCAGCUGAAGAAAUUUGGCACAGCUAAUUGCGAAGCUGUCGUUCAACGAUUGGCCGAAGUAGACGACAAGAAAUUAACAAAAGACGAACUGAAGGAAAAGUUUGAGUUCUUCAAAGAAUGCAAGAGUAAGUCCUCCGGUACUUUGACCUCUGAUGACCUCUCUGAGGCAGGAAACACUCUCUGUGGUAUCGAUUCCGCUGCCCCCGACCGAAUGGAUGCCGACGCUAUGGAGAAGAUGGCCCCUACCCUUCAGAAAUGUAAUUUGGAUUCAACAACAAGAAAGAAGGUUGCCUCGAACAUCAUCAGCAAGAUGUCAAUGACUGACACAAGCCAAAUCAAAUCCUCGGGAUAUUUGGUCCUUGGUCAUUUCAUGUCAGAACUGUCUGACAGCCAACUAGCCUCCAUGGAUAAGGACACGGUGAAUGACGUAACAGACAAAUUAAUGGAGUCGUUCAAAGAUAGCGAUGACACAAGGAAAGAGAGAACGAAGAAUGCUGUGGCCAAAGAAGCAGAAAAAACGGAAGAGGAUGAGUUCAAGAAAGGAAAGAGGAAGGUUGUAGAGUUUGUGGUCGGCGUCAAGGAGAGUCUUGGCAGUCAGCAAGCGUCUGGCAGACGGAGGAGGUCCACAGCUUCCCUUACAUGCACGGAUUUGACAUCCAUCGGAACUACGGGAUUGUCGGCACUGACUACCACACAGAUCAGCAACAUCCAGGACCAGGAUUUCAAGGACUGCGCAGAAUUGUUAGGGUCCGUCUCUGAUUGGUCCGACGCCCAGAAGGAGGCAUUGGUGGUUGUAGCCAAAAGAUCAACGGUUUGGAACACGCCGUCCUCCUGGACCACCACUUACGUGUACUCCGCCGGGUCCUUCAUCGAGGGACUCACCGCAACAGAGAUCGCUACAAUCCCCAUCAAUCUGGACUCCAUAUCUCGUAUGGGAACCUUUAGCUCCUGGACUGAUAGCAAGAAACAAGCCGUAUUCGAUCGGUGGUUGAGUUAUGAAAAAUCCUCCAGCGCUGCCACUGUUACAUCCAGCGAACUCCGAUCUCUCGGUCACUUGACCUGCGGCGCCAGUACCAGCCACAUUUCCUCAAUCCAGUCUUCAGUCUACAAGGCAUCUGCUGAUACUGUUGGUGAGGUCACCACUUGUUCCGAAUUCCAACUGCAGCAAUGGAUUGCGCAUGCCAAGACCGAAUACGGAAGUGACAUCACAGUCUGGGACAGCGCUACUAUUUCCAACAUAGGAAUAGUAAUCGGUGGUCUGACCUCAUCGGAAAUGUCCACUCUGUCGGAGACGCAGAUUGACAGCAUUGCUGCCGCUGAUGUGGCCUACAUCCCCCCAACAGCGUUUUCAGGUUUCUCUACCACACAGAUUUACACCUUUGAUCCUGCCCAGGCUCAGGCUAGCACCGCCUCCCAGAGGGCCGCUCUCAGUGCGGACCAGUUGUCGGCCCUGUCCUCGGUAUCUGGAGUCAGUUACAGUAACACGGCCGCUGGUGUCCAGUGCUCCGUCCUCCUGGCCAUGCUCUUGGCCUCACUGACCCUGGUCAUCAACAAGGCAUGAACGCAAAGUUUUCACUUCAUUGAAUUUAGUUGCUGUUGAAAUGAACAUUAUAGUUGAGAACAUUGUUUGCUUAUCCAAAAGAGAUUUUAUUUUUUUAUUUAUGAAAUGAAAUAUAUCACCUUUUUUUAUAAAUUGAUUUAUUUGUUAUUUACAGUAGAAGACAAUCUCUUCUAGCAAAAAGUAUGCUUUAUAAGUAACUGUAUUUCUGUUAGAUUCUAUUAAAAAAAAAUAAUUUGAAA
Ostrea edulis (European flat oyster) is the source of this 4359-nucleotide messenger RNA. RefSeq lists its product as uncharacterized. Gene Ontology annotation, biological process: cell-matrix adhesion. Gene Ontology annotation, cellular component: cell surface. The transcript has 26 exons. The record is from RefSeq and is a predicted model, not a curated record. Bases 83 to 4120 code for a protein of 1345 amino acids. Lineage: Eukaryota; Metazoa; Mollusca; Bivalvia; Ostreida; Ostreidae.